AUGGUGAUGCUGCCAUGGCGCACAGCGCACUGGCUGUCCAUUUGCUUGGUCGAGGUCACUGGUGCCACUGCUGCUCUCUCGCAGAUAAAUGAGCAGAACUCGCAGAAUUAUUGCAGCUCCCUGCCGCUGCCACAGCUUCGACAGUCGACGUACCAUGAGCUGCUGGGGCUGUUUAGCCACCAUAUCGCCAGCUACAUCUUCAUAGAUGUACACGACUAUGGUGCCGACCAACAGCAACACGUUCGUUCAUCCAUGGCGCUCGCCAUCCAAGAGUUGGGAAACCUCGAAACUUGGCUCGAUUUGGCAAAUGUCUUUCAAAAUUCACAGGACGAUGUGGCUUUAUAUUGCCCCCAUGUUGAGCAUGAGUUGUCCUUGGUGAUCAGGAAGCUGCUUCUCCCCACGGGGGUGCUGAAGGAAUGGACGGCAGUGAUUCUGUACAACCUCAGGCAUGCACCGUCGUGGCUCAGUCCACCUUCCCGAGUGGAACUGCUUGUCAAGCACACGCUCGGGCAUGUUCAGCGAGUCAAAUGGCCGUCUGCUGAGACCUUGCUGACAUCUCAUCCAUUAGCAAACUCCUGGCCGUUUCCACGCUUUGAGCUCGAUGAUGUGAAGCAAGGUCUGUGGCGUUAUCUGGUAGAAAGAUUCAAAGACUUGGAGAUUUGGACGGGCACCCAGACUUUGCAAGACAUGAAGGUUCCCGAGUUCCUCAUGACGGGCCACCCAUUUUACGAGGGCUUGGAGACUGCCAUGAGCAAAAUGUGCCGAUUUGUGCUGACAGGGGAUUUGUUGCGGCUGAAUGAAACAGCGCUCCCACCCUUUGCCCAGCACCUUGUUCUCGCAGAUGAGGAGUUGGCCUUGGAGUUCGAGCGGCCACAGCGACACUGCUAUCUGCUGGCCUGGCGAUUUGAUGCGGAUCUCUCUGCCUCAGCACGCAGGGUCAUUGAAAGGGGCUGCAAGAUUGACCAAUUCUGGAGCGAUAAAUUGGUGGAGGCAGUGGGUCACUCACGGCUCUUGGGCCCCUUAGAAAGGGCACGUUUCUUGACCACCUCAGCAAUUGCUGCCGAAGUGGUUCAGGUUGCUAUGGGAGAAUUCUUCUUCCGGCAGCUGCAAACCUUCAGUGUCGAUGUGGCAGAGAUGUUGUGCGAGGCGCUGGAGCUGACGCGGCGGUUGCCCGGGAUUUACCUGGAGAUUGGGGUCUUCAAGGGCGCCAGUGCCUUCGUGGUCUUGCAGUAUCUGGAGCGACAAAGAGCUAUAUCUCGCCCGGUAGUGCUGAUGGACACCUUUAGCGGUUUCAACUAUUCGGAGGCAGCGGACAGCAUGGAUCGUGGCUGGCAUGGAACACACAAGGUGUUUGCAGAUCCAAUGGAACACAUGAACUAUCUUCAAGACUUUCUGGGGCAGACAUCAGUGCCCUUUACGCUCUUGCAGGCGAAUAUAUUGAGUGAUGAUGUCCCACAUGAGGAUAUUGCAGUAGCCAACAUUGACGUGGACAUGUUCGAAACCACCCUGGCAGCAUUGACGAAGGUGGCUCCACGAAUAGUCCUUGGAGGAGUGAUCCUAUUGGAAGAUGUGACAGCAACGCCCUUGCUGACAGGCUCUCUGGCAGCUUUGGAUGAGUUUCUUGAGUCCAAAAAUGGCCUCGACUUCAGCAAGCUGUUGACACGUGGAGGAGUGUUAUUGAUUCGCGUGAAGAGCCAUGACGUGGACGUGCCAACGAGCUGCGAGAGUGAAAAAUCGUUGGCUUUGCAGAAUUGCUUUGACCAUCUUUGA
Cladocopium goreaui is the source of this 1770-nucleotide messenger RNA. NCBI's taxonomy places the organism in Eukaryota, Dinophyceae, Suessiales, Symbiodiniaceae. The record is from the annotation of a GenBank genome assembly.